Acanthoscelides obtectus is the source of this 582-nucleotide messenger RNA. The record is from the annotation of a GenBank genome assembly. NCBI's taxonomy places the organism in Eukaryota, Metazoa, Arthropoda, Insecta, Coleoptera, Chrysomelidae.
AUGAAUAAAAUUCUGCUAUAUUCAGCUAAAAAAAUCAUCGCAAAACCUCCUCUUCUAUACUCAACAUUAAAUCCAGACACUAACUCAGAUUCCCCCUCAGCAAAAUCAAAAGGAGUCCGAUUAGUUUCAGCUAAACUUGAAACUAAUCAUAUUAAAGAUAAAGGAACGAGGGGGAGAGAGCGGGAAAAGGCGAGAGGGGAGGCGGAGGGGGAGAAAAAGCGAAAGGAAGGGAGCAGGGAAAAAGGAAAGGCCCAAAAAGGGAAGCCCAGGGAGGGAAGGAAAAAGGACGAGAGAAGCGGCAGGGAAGGAAGAAAGGGGAGGAAGGGAAGGGAGGCAAGAGAAGGAGGAAAAGAGAAAGGAAGGAGCAAGCUGAGGAACGGGGCCCGGGGAGAAAGAAGGGAAAGGAAGGAACAGGGCGGAAACGCGGGAACAAACAAGGCCGAACAAAAGGAGGGAAAGCAAAGGGGGAGGGAGCGAACAAGCAAGGCCGAACAAAGGAGGGGAAGCAGAGAGGACAAGGGAAGGAAAGGAAAUUUAAAAAUAGUUAAAAUAAUUUAUUUUUUAUUAACAAAUUAUUACUAA